Synchytrium microbalum is the source of this 1722-nucleotide messenger RNA. RefSeq lists its product as uncharacterized. Gene Ontology annotation, molecular function: RNA helicase activity; RNA binding; ATP binding. The record is from RefSeq and is a predicted model, not a curated record. Gene Ontology annotation, cellular component: nucleus. The transcript is spliced from 13 exons. Lineage: Eukaryota; Fungi; Chytridiomycota; Chytridiomycetes; Synchytriales; Synchytriaceae. The coding region runs from base 1 to 1722 and encodes 573 amino acids.
AUGGAAGAACAACCUAUUGGCCACGAUGGGGAUGAAAACACAAUGACUAUGAAUGCAGAUGCAAAUCGUGCUGCCGAAGGGGCCGAAUCUCAUGCUUGGGCUGCAAAGCAAAUGGCAUGGGAGGAAGGAGUGGACAAUGAAGAACUCGAGCAGCAGCUAUACAGCAGUCUUCAAGUGCAAUCGGGCAUCAAUUUCGCUGAAUACGCAAUCAUUGACGUCCGUGUCAAAGGAGAUGACAUUCCUGACAAGAUUGAUGAAUUCUCCCAAAUGAAAAUGGACAAGCUCAUGCUUGAAAACAUACAAAGGUGCAAGUACGACAAACCCACUCCAAUCCAAAAGUAUGCCUUGCCUAUUAUCAAUGAGAGAAGAGACCUCGUAGCAUGCGCACAAACCGGAUCUGGAAAGACUGCUGGAUUCCUCAUUCCCAUCAUCAACAAGAUGUUGUUGAAAGGACAAAAGAAGAUGGGAGCUGGAUGCAUUAUUACUCCUGGAAUGCGAUACUCAACUGCAGCUCCGGUUGCACUGGUUGUCGUCCCAACUCGUGAAUUGGCCAUCCAAAUCUUCAACGAGGCUCGCAAGUUUGCCUACAAAACUUGGGUCAGGCCUCGAGCUAUCUAUGGUGGUGCCAACAGCAAGACUCUUAAAGAAGAGCUCGCUUCAGGCUGUGACUUGUUGGUUGCAACAACUGGCAAGCUCAAGGACUUUUUAUCAAAGGAUGUAGUUAGGCUUACCAAGGUCAAGUUUCUUGUUAUUGACGAAGCUGAUCGCAUGCUCGAACUCGGUUUCCAAGAAGACUUGGAAGAGAUCGUGCUCAGGUCUGGAAUGCCAAGAGACGAUCUGACCACUGCAAUGUUUUCAGCAACUUGGCCAAAAGAAAUUCGAUCCUUGACUGCUCAAUUCCUUAUUGAUCCACUUGCAGUCACUGUUGGUGCAGUUGGUCGAGUUCCUACUGACAUUGAUCAAGUCGUCAUGCUUGUCGAAGAUGUCGAUAAGCGUAAUGAGCUCUUGAACUUGUUCACUGAAGAAAUGGAUGGACUUGCCCUGAUCUUUGUUGCUACAAAGAUGGGUGCUGAUUCUCUCGACGAUUGGCUCUAUAAGCAAGAUAUACCCGUCACAUCUAUUCAUUCUGGUCGAACUAUGGAAGAGCGGGAGAAUGCAAUGAAAGCGUUUCGCCAAAACAAGACACCCAUCAUGAUUGCUACAGAUAUUGCAGCUCGUGGUUUGGAUAUUCCCAAUGUCACUCGAGUUAUCAACUUUGAUAUGCCAAAGACUAUUGACGAGUACAUUCAUCGUAUUGGUCGAACUGCUCGAGUUGGAAAUCGUGGAACUGCCAUCUCGUUUUACAAUGAUGGUGACGUUGAAAUCGCACACGAUCUUGCCAAGCUCUUGAAGUCGUGUGGGCAAGCACAUCCAGAGUUUCUUCCACAAAUUGAAGAAGGCGAUGAUUCUAAACUUCAAGAAGAUCUCGCUCUGGAGGACUUGAAACAAUCUGAAGAAGUCGGAGCCAGUGGAAACGGUGGUGCUGAUGCUGGCGGUGGAUGGGGCUCAAAUGCAGGUGGUGGUGGCAGAUGGGGAAAUGCUGGAAGCGAAGCCAAUGGUGAAGCAUCAACUGGAGGAGGAGAUUCAUGGGGUGGUGGUGGCAACACUGCUACUCCGGCUGCUUCUUCAGGAGGAGGUUGGGGUCAAAGCACAGGAGCUGCUGCUCCUCCAAGUUCUUGGUAA